GGGGCCCCGACGGUGGCCGUCCGCCCGCCGCUGCCCGUUUCGGGCGCGGCGCCUUGGGAACGAGAGCGGGGAGUGACCCGGCCCCAAACUCACCCUGCUCAGGUGGCCCACGGAGCUGCCCGCGACACCUCUGCGCAGCCCGACCCCCCUCGCUGCGUCCACUCCUUCCUGCAGAGGGCGCAUCCUGCCCUUUCCCGAGAGGACCCAGCUCCUUGACUGACUGGGAGCUCCAGGUGAAAGGGUCUGACAGUCGUUGGAGCGGCCGCAGCCACCAUGGGGCCCUGGGGAGAGCCCGAGCUCCUCGUGUGGCGCCCGGAGGCGGUGGCCUCGGAGCCCCCAGGGCCGGUGGGGCUGGAGGUGAAGAUGGGGGCCCUGGCGUUGCUGCUGGGGCUCACGCUGCUCUGCGGCCUGGUGCCCAUCUGCGUGCUGCGCCGGCCCGGGGCCGGCCCCGAAGCCUCAGCCUCCCGCCAAAAAGCCUUGAGCCUCGUCAGCUGCUUCGCAGGGGGUGUCUUUCUGGCCACCUGUCUCCUGGACCUCCUGCCCGACUACCUGGCCGCCAUAGAUGAGGCUCUGGCGGCCCUGCACGUGACGCUCCAGUUCCCCCUACAAGAGUUCAUCCUGGCAAUGGGCUUCUUCCUGGUCCUGGUGAUGGAGCAGAUCACACUAGCUUACAAAGAGCAGUCGGGGCCGCCGCCCCGAGAGGAGACGAGGGCCCUGCUGGGAGCGAGUGGCGGGCCGCAACACUGGCAUGACGGGCCAGGGCUCCCACCGGCGGAGGGAGCCCCUGCGGCCCCCUCGGCCCUGCGUGCCUGUGUCCUGGUCUUUUCCCUGGCCCUGCAUUCCGUGUUCGAGGGGCUGGCGGUGGGGCUGCAGCGAGACCGGGCUCGGGCCAUGGAGCUGUGCCUGGCCUUGCUGCUCCACAAGGGUGUCCUGGCUGUGAGCUUGUCCCUGCGGCUGCUGCAGAACCGUCUGCGAGCACGGGUGGUAGCCGGCUGUGGGAUCCUCUUUGCAUGCAUGACCCCUCUGGGCAUUGGGCUGGGUGCAGCUCUGGCAGAAUCGGCUGGACCACUGCACCAGCUGGCUCAGUCUGUACUGGAGGGCAUGGCGGCUGGCACCUUUCUCUAUAUCACCUUCCUGGAAAUUCUGCCCCAGGAGCUGGCCACUUCCGAACAGAGGAUCCUCAAGGUCAUUCUGCUCCUCGCAGGCUUUGCCCUGCUAACUGGCCUGCUCUUCAUCCAAGUCUAGGGGGCUCCAGGUGGUCUAGACCUUCCGUUCCUCUCCCAGAGUAUGAGAAUAAGGAGUGGGGAGGGGAGGUACUGAGGAUCAAGGGGUUCUCUGGGAGAUUGGGAUGGAGUCUUUGGGUCUAUUUGACCCAUGAGAGGGAUGUGGUAGACAAGAGCCUAGCCCUAAGGGACAGGAGACAGUUAAGUAAGGACAUGAUUGAGGGACAUUCAUAUUAGGGAAGACAGUGAAUGCUAGAAUCUGGAGUCAGACACUACAUACAGGGGACAAGCUGACACUGAGAAGGCUGGAGGCAGCUGCCCAGCUGCUGUGGGGUAGAGAUGUAGACCCAGCUGCUGUGGGCUAGAGGUGUAGGGAAGGCACGGCCCACAGUCAACAGUCCUGGUUCCAGCCAGUUUCAGCCCUCCGUCACUUGGGGUGGAGUGGACUCCUCCUUUUCUUAAAUCCUACUCUUCUCUCAGUCUCCCACUUCCCUUCUCCCAGGGGACUAGUGCCAAACGGCCUCUUCCUGCCAGUUUUGGUACCUUCUCUGGCUUCUCUAGUCCCGCUCACUUCUGUUUUUAAAGUGCCAAAUAAAUCCCUUCCCUCUUUCACAAAAAGCACAGUGAUGGCACUGAGCCGUGCCCAACACUUCAGCAGAGGGGCCCUGCUUGCUCUUUACUUGAGGGCAGAAAUGUUUGCUGAGUUAGUGCUGCGGGAGGGUUGGCAGAGCCACUGCCGCCACCUCCGCAGCACCGUGGGCAUAUUGAACAUGGAGAUGGUGCCCCAUGCUCAGAUGAUGAAAACUGAACUGCCAAAACUUUUUUUUAUACCAGAGGAGCCGAAGGGGGAAGGGGAACACUCACCCUCAGCGUUAUUUUUGGGGAGGGCGCCCUGUGGACAGAGCCAUAUUCUCUAGAAUCUAUUUUACUAACUGACCUGUUUUGGGACUUGCUACCCAAAUAAAAGAUGUUUCUAUACCUUUG
Suricata suricatta (meerkat) is the source of this 2207-nucleotide messenger RNA. It is a transcript of the gene SLC39A1, whose product is annotated as solute carrier family 39 member 1. Gene Ontology annotation, molecular function: zinc ion transmembrane transporter activity. The coding region runs from base 274 to 1245 and encodes 323 amino acids. Gene Ontology annotation, biological process: zinc ion transmembrane transport. NCBI's taxonomy places the organism in Eukaryota, Metazoa, Chordata, Mammalia, Carnivora, Herpestidae. The transcript has 4 exons. The record is from RefSeq and is a predicted model, not a curated record. Gene Ontology annotation, cellular component: plasma membrane.